Molecule: messenger RNA, 1164 nt
Organism: Penicillium digitatum Pd1
Lineage: Eukaryota; Fungi; Ascomycota; Eurotiomycetes; Eurotiales; Aspergillaceae
Product: putative Aryl-alcohol dehydrogenase (AAD)
Source: RefSeq, a predicted model, not a curated record
AUGAGUGAUUUCUUCGCAGCUGCUCCUGAACCCGCCACCCCUCUGGGUCGGUACCGGGUCCUCUCCUCAACAGCAGGAGUCCGCGUCUCCCCCCUCCAGCUCGGUGCAAUGUCCAUCGGUGACGCCUGGAGCCAAUUUAUGGGCAGCAUGAGCAAAGAACAAUCUUUCGCACUGCUCGACGCCUUCGUUGCCGCCGGUGGCAACUUCAUCGACACAGCAAACAACUAUCAGAACGAGCAGUCGGAGGCCUGGAUUGGCGAGUGGAUGGCCGCACGCAACAACCGCGACCAGAUCGUGCUAGCCACCAAGUUCACAACCGAUUAUCGCAGCCACGUAGUCGGGAAGGGCAACUCUCCUAACGCCUGCGGGAACCACAAGCGCAGCAUGAUCCUCAGCGUCCGUGACUCUCUCCGCAAACUCCAAACCGAUUUCAUCGAUGUCCUCUACCUCCACUGGUGGGACCACACCACCUCCAUCGAGGAAAUCAUGGACUCCCUCCACAUACUCGUCGAGCAGGGCAAGGUCAUGUACCUCGGGAUCUCGGACUCACCCGCGUGGGUCGUUGCCGCGGCGAACACUUAUGCGCGUGCGCACGGCAAAACGCCUUUCUCCAUUUACCAGGGGCGGUGGAACGUGAUGCGCCGCGACUUCGAGCGCGAUAUCCUGCCCAUGGCGCGGCAUUUCGGGAUGGCGCUUGCGCCGUGGGAUGUGCUUGGUAGUGGACAUUUCCAGUCCGCGAAGCAGAUCGAGGAGCGGAAGAAGGCGGGUGAGGGGCUGCGCAGUAUUCAGGGAUCUGAGCAGACGGAAGAAGAGGCGCGGAUCUCCGAGGCGUUGGCCACGGUUGCCGCUGAGCAUGGGAUUGAGUCGGUUACUACCAUCGCCUUGGCGUAUGUGCUCUGCAAGGCGCCGAACGUGUUCCCGCUAGUGGGAGGCCGCAAGAUUGAGCAUCUCCAUGAGAACAUCAAGGCUUUGUCGAUCCGGCUUACGGAUAAGCAGAUUGAGUUUUUGGAGGCGGCGACCAAUCUUGACAUUGGGUUCCCAGGUAACUUCAUUGGAGUUGAUCCGAGUACCAAUGGUGGCAAGGUGGGUUUCCUGAUGGGUGCUGCUGGUCACAUCGAUUAUGUACAGGCACCUCGGGCUAUUGGAUACGAGCCUAGUAAAUAG